Molecule: messenger RNA, 4013 nt
Organism: Ictalurus furcatus (blue catfish)
Lineage: Eukaryota; Metazoa; Chordata; Actinopteri; Siluriformes; Ictaluridae
Gene: mapkapk3
Product: MAPK activated protein kinase 3
Exons: 10
Coding region: 845-2068 (407 amino acids)
Biological process (GO): intracellular signal transduction; response to cytokine; peptidyl-serine phosphorylation
Cellular component (GO): cytoplasm; nucleus
Molecular function (GO): calcium-dependent protein serine/threonine kinase activity; ATP binding; mitogen-activated protein kinase binding
Source: RefSeq, a predicted model, not a curated record
UGUGUGUGCGCGUGCCAGUAUUCCUGGAUCCACCACAAAUACUAAAGAUGAUUGAGUGUUUAGGACCAGUCAGCUCUUCUGGGUUAGGGUUUUGCCAACACAUCCUCAAACUUUCUUUCUUUCUUUCUUUCUUUCUUUAUUUAUUUAUUUAUUUAUUUAUUUGUGGUACUCUGGGUCUUGUCCCAAAUCCAGCAUUCAGAUUUUGAAAAAAUGUCUUCGAGCCAAAUGCUUUAAGAUGAAUCUUGACAGCAGUAGAAGUCAGUGAUGAGCGCGCGCAGUGCGCAGGUCGGUGUUGCUUUAAGAGUCUGAGCUCUUGUGGAAGUCGAGGGCUGUAACACUGACGCAUAGGGGCAGGACCGCAUGGGGUGGGGGUAGGGAGACAAAACGCCCAUUCUCAAUCUGGUUCCUAUUAAGCCCAUGAGUGCACUAUAUAGGAUAUGAAGUCAAGGCGUUUCCACACUACAUAGCGCACUAUUUGAGCUCUUGAUGCGCGUUUGGCACCGAGCCGGAGAGGAACGCGCACGCAGCCGGUCAGCGUUCUCUUUAAAAACUCCGUGACUUUCUCCCAGCAGUACUCCCGAGUGCUCAGAGUUGGGGGCUGACAGUAAGAGCUAUGUUUCUAUGAAGGACCCAGGGAUUUUUCAGUCUGUACUAACUCAUCUAGAUUUCAGAGCAGAACCUGAGGAGGUGCAGAAUAAACGCGUGUUGUUUGGGAUGAGUGUUGCGCGCCAGUAAAAUCACGCCGGAUUUAGGCUGGGUGCGUGGAGGGUCAUCACCGACGUGGAAUCGCUUUGCAAAAGUUCUUUUGCAAAAAAAAACAAAACAACAACAACAAAAAAAAAACAUGCUGCAAAAUGGAAAAACCAAAGAAGAACAGCCAGAGACGAAAUCCGAAACGGAAAGCGAGAGUAAGAGUGAAGGCGCAGAGACCAAACCGGAGAAGGAGCGCGAGUCCACACAGUUCCCCAUGCCCAAUCCUAACUCUGCUGCUGGAUACCCGAAACUGGAGAUCAAACGCAACGCCGUGACGGACGACUACAAGAUCUCCACUCAGGUCCUCGGUUUGGGGAUCAACGGCAAAGUGCUGGAGUGUUUUAACAAGAAAACCGGGCAGAAGUGCGCCCUGAAGAUUCUCUACGACAGCCCGAAAGCGCGCCGCGAGGUGGAGUUGCACUGGCGCGUCUCCAGCGGGCAGCACAUAGUGCGUAUCCUGAGCCUCUAUGAAAACAUGCACCAUGGGAAAAAGUGCCUGCUCAUUAUCAUGGAAUGUAUGGAAGGUGGAGAGCUCUUCAGUAGGAUUCAGGCCAGAGGAGACCAGGCCUUUACUGAGAGAGAGGGCUCUGAGAUCAUGCGAGACAUCGGCACUGCCAUUGAGUACCUGCACAACAUGAACAUCGCACACAGAGACAUCAAGCCCGAGAACCUGCUCUACAACAGCAAAGACUCCAACUGCGUCCUCAAACUCACAGACUUCGGCUUUGCGAAGGAAACCACACUGCACAACCCACUGCAGACGCCGUGCUACACUCCGUACUACGUCGCUCCCGAGGUUCUCGGUCCUGAGAAAUAUGACAAAUCAUGUGACAUGUGGUCUCUGGGUGUGAUCAUGUACAUCCUGUUGUGUGGCUUCCCGCCGUUCUACUCCAACACAGGUCAGGCAAUUUCACCAGGCAUGAAGCGGCGCAUCCGCUUGGGCCAGUACGAGUUUCCCAACCCCGAGUGGGCCGAAGUGUCAGAGGAGGCCAAACAGUUGAUUAACCAGCUGCUGAAGACUGACCCUAACGAGAGGAUGACCAUCACACAGUUCAUGAACCAUCCCUGGAUCAAUCGGUCCAUGGUGGUUCCUCCAACGCCGCUGCACACCACACGCGUCCUCACUGAGGAUAGAGAACUGUGGGACGAAGUGAAGGAGGAGAUGACGAGUGCUCUUGCCACCAUGCGCGUGGACUAUGACCAGGUGAAGAUUAAAGACCUAGAUACCUCCAGCAACCCACUGCUCAACAAGAGAAGGAAGAAAGCUGCAGCGGCAGGAGGAAAGGGCGGAGCCACUGUCUGUAACAGCCAAUGAGGCGCAAGGGAGAGACUGAAAGAAGAGGACAAAUGGACAGAUUUAUGGAUGAGUGGCACAGAGCGUGGGGAGGUGGAGGAGGAAGUGAAUGUGAGGACAGAAUGAGGACACUCCUUCUCCUUCACUGUAACCAGCACAUCUCACACCUGCCCACACACACACACACACACACACACACACACACACACACACACACACACACAUGUAGAUGCUUCUAUAUGUGUUGUUUAUAUAUUUUUUCAAACAUUCAGUUGCAUAUGUGUAUUUUAUAAGUAUGUGUGUGUGUGUGUGUGUGUGUGUGUGUGUUCGGUGCAUUCAUAAUGCCUUGAGUUUAUUAAUACAGAAGCUUUCCCGAGACACUACACACCAACGGUACACUGCCAGUGUAAAGCAGUCAAGUUUAUCCUUCCUCCUCACUGCCUCCUCUUCCUCGUCUACUCGGGCAAGAAGAAGAUAGACUCUAUGAGAACACACACUUCAGUGGACACGCUCACUACUAGGACCGAUUGUGUGUGUGUUUUGUACUUCACUUGAUGGGCUGCAUCAUGAUCCAUCAUCAUUUCUUCAUGUCUUUCUCUUUUAGCUCCUUUUUUGAUCGGAAGAAAGUUUUCAUUGUUUCAUGUGUUAACCCGACACUUGACACUUACAGCAGCAUUUUGGCCAAAAAAGGUUUUUUUUGUGAUGUUUGACAUUUCCCUUAGAGUCUUUUAUUAUGAAUUUGCUAAGUAAAAUUUGCCAGAGAGCAAUCACUGUAUUUAAGGUGACGUUGUUUUAAUAAAAAAUGUAAAAAAAAAAAAAAAAAUCACAAAGAAAGAAAGUUAUCAUUGAUGCUGACAUUGUAAAUUGUAAAUUUACUGACUGUAAAUGCUACAUUUGGAAAUUAUAAAGAUGUUAUUCUGAAUAAUUCUCCUCGGGGCAGAUUAUUCCUCCGUGUGAGUAUUAGGCAGUCAUGGAAAAAGUACCAAAACACACUGAUUUGACUAAAAGUGGUGCUACUGAGGUAAUAAUUACUACAGUAAAAGUAAAAGGAAUGAUCAAGAAGUUUAAAGAUCUGCUUGAAGUAAAAAUCUACUUGAGUAAUUACCUCACAAAUUAGUCCCCGCCCCGAAAAUACUAAAAAAAUUUAUUCUGUUGUAUUUUAUUUCCUUUUUUUUUCUUUUUUUUUAAAGAAAAGUUUAUUACCAAGAUGAACAGCACAAACAGCACUGGUCUAGCUAACAAACUUAGCCAAAUGAUGUUGCUUGCUAGGUUUGUUAGCCAGCUAGCUAGCUCAUGUUAAUAUAACAUGUUUCUAGCUACAUGAUAGCCAUCAAGCAAAGAUACCCGCUUAUAUAUCCUGAGCUUUAACAUGACAGAUGAUCACUACCUAACAUCGAAGUGACAUCUUAAGUUUAAUGUAGAACUUCUGUAUUAUGAAAUAUGAAAAUAUCUGGCUAAAGAGUCUGGCUCACUCAGCUAGCUAACAGCUCAACUGUGUAUACACAUGUCUACGCAGAUCGGAUUUUAAGUAAACUUUCAACAGGCUUUAUUUAGAUUAGACUCUCGAAAAUGUGCGUCUUUCGAUAGCGACGGGCUAGCCGGCAAACUGUGAUAAGUGAUGUAUAUUUUCCUCCUCGAAACAGUGAACUGUAUGGUCAGUGUUAUAGCUUGAACGAGCGAAUAUGCCUGUAAGCAGAUCAUUGUAAAUACUGUGUAACUCAUUUAAAGGCAAGAAGUGCUACUUCGUUUACUGUUGAUGCUGUGAGCAGCCAUGUUGAUUUGAUGUCACUUGCUGAACUCGGGGGUCGAGGAGACCGUUCCGAGUUCCUGAGUAGGAAUUCCGAGUUAAAGGGGCUUUUCUUCCUUUGUUUUUUUUUCUAGUCGUUUUCCGACCUCCAAUGCUGCGUGUGACCUUUAAGGCUAUUAAAGAGAUGAACGCAUUCCUGGAAGGAGCCCACCAGGAGCC